UCACACCAAAUAUUUCGUGUGCUCAGCAGGCUGAUGUACCAUAGAAUCUAAGUUUCUCGAGUUCUAACUGAAAAUAGGACAAACAACCUCUCAUAUUUGCCAAAUUCACAGCAGUGUUAAGUUUCGAAAAAGUAUUACACAUUCAAACACAAACGCAAGGAGUCCGGCACGAUGGCGAUGACUCUAAAUAUUGGUUCGGUGAAGCUGAACAAGUGGCAGCUGGCGCUCAUUUUGGGAACGCCCUUGGCUAUCGGACUGGGUACCUAUGUAGUGAAGCGAUGGACAGCUGCUCCGAAGGAGGCGGACGGAGAGAAGAAGAGGUCGAAGGCCAAGAUUGAAAAGCAAGCCAUCUCUCUGGACGGCACUGCACCAGACAAGGAGCUGGAGCGAAAGAAGAAGUCGGCUGAGCUGGGCGAAAAGUUGUCACCUCUCAAAGAAGCCAAUAACUACAAGACAGAGGGGAACAACUGCUAUCGGAAUGGAAAGUACGACGAGGCCAUCAUCUUCUACGACAAGGCCAUCGACAAGUGUCCAAAGGAGCACCGCACGGACAUGGCUAUCUUUUACCAGAAUCGCGCCGCCUCCUAUGAGAUGCUUAAGAAAUGGGCUAAGGUAAAGGAGGACUGCACCGCCUCGCUAGAGUACAAUCCGCGCUACGUCAAGGCCUACUAUCGUCGCGCCCGUGCUCAUGAGGCCACUAAAGAUAUGAAUGAGUGCCUGGACGAUGUUACCGCUACCUGUAUUCUGGAGAUGUUCCAAAACAAUCAAACUCUUAUGUUCGCAGACCGUGUACUUAAGGAGACGGGACGUGUGGACGCUGAGAAGUGGAUGCAGAACAGGGUACCCGUUGUUCCGUCGGCACACUUCGUGAGCAAUUAUAUGCGCUCCUUCAUCGCGGAUCCACUACAGACUGUGGAAUAUCCGGCCGCUUCGGAGUCAGACGCACCGCACAAAGGUUUUCUGCGGGCCCAUCAGGCUUUCCUUAAGGAGAAGUACGAAGAUAUCAUUCCUGCUUGCACCGAAGAAAUUGAAUCCUCCGAGGCCGAGGCGCAGUACAAAGUGGAGGCUCUGCUGCUGCGAGGCACCUUCCACCUACUGUGCGGCUCCUACACAGAAGGCAAGCUGGACUUUGAUGCUAUCUUAGCAAAUGCCGAUGCUGAUCCAAAUCUGCGUGCAUACGCCUACAUAAAACGAGCUGCCCUCUAUAUCCAGCUGGAUCAACGCGAAAAGACAGUAGCCGACUUUGAUGAGGCGGAACGGCUCAGCCCCGAAAACCCAGACGUACACCACCAACGUGCUCAGAUACUCCUGUUGCUGGAAUUGAUUGAGCCCGCCCUUGAAGAGUUCGAAAAGGUUUUGCGCAUUGCUCCCAAUCACGCCAUAGCCCUCGUCCAGAAAUGUUAUGCCGAGUACCGUCUGUCGCUUCUGAACGGCGACCAGCGGCGUCUGGAGGGCGUGAUGCGCUCCUUUGAGCAGGCCAUCGAGAAAUUCCCCAGCUGUGUUGAAUGCUACAGUCUAAUGGCUCAGGUUUUGGCCGAUCAGCAACAGUUCCCCCAGGCGCAGGAGUACUACGAAAAGGCUAUGAAGUUGGCGCCAUCAAAUCCUGCACUUAUUGUUCAUCAAGCCAUCAUGAUGCUUCAAUGGCGAGGAGACAUUGAGGUGGCUGUUCAGCUGCUAAAUAAGGCAAUCGAAGUGGAUCCGAAGUGCGAGCUGGCUUACGAGACACUGGGAACCGUGGAAGUGCAGCGGGUGCAAUUGGAUCGGGCCGUGGAACUCUUUGAGAAGGCACUACUUUAUGCCAAAAGUCAGGCGGACCUGGUGCACGUCUUUUCGCUGCGAAACGCGGCAGUGGCUCAAAUUAACGUUACCAAGAAGUUGGGCGUAGACCUGAACUCCUUUUCGGCCAUGGCUCAAUCCGGAUUGAUGCCUCAGGGUGUCGCGUAAAGUAUGAAAUCUGUGUAUUGCGAUUGAGAGCCCUAGAAGAGCGUAGCGGAGCAUUUAGCCACAACACCAACACAGCAGUUCACUUUAAUUAAGUUAAUAUCGACCAUACCUGUUAUUUAUAUAUAUAUAAAGCUUGUUUACGUUUAUGCUCCUAGCUCUAGAAUAGAAAUUGUCAUGUAUUAUGGUACAUAUGUAAUCUAGAAUCUGUUGCCUAAGGAAUCCACUAAGACAAAACAAGUAGCUUAUGUUUAAGCGUAAGAUUAAACUAUUAACAAGUGA
Drosophila eugracilis is the source of this 2223-nucleotide messenger RNA. It is a transcript of the gene Tom70, whose product is annotated as mitochondrial import receptor subunit TOM70. Lineage: Eukaryota; Metazoa; Arthropoda; Insecta; Diptera; Drosophilidae. Gene Ontology annotation, molecular function: protein binding. The transcript is spliced from 3 exons. Bases 172 to 1944 code for a protein of 590 amino acids. The record is from RefSeq and is a predicted model, not a curated record.